Messenger RNA from Drosophila subpulchrella, 4529 nucleotides. It is a transcript of the gene 5-HT7, whose product is annotated as 5-hydroxytryptamine receptor 1. The coding region runs from base 1130 to 2815 and encodes 561 amino acids. NCBI's taxonomy places the organism in Eukaryota, Metazoa, Arthropoda, Insecta, Diptera, Drosophilidae. Gene Ontology annotation, cellular component: membrane. The transcript has 3 exons. Gene Ontology annotation, biological process: adenylate cyclase-activating adrenergic receptor signaling pathway. The record is from RefSeq and is a predicted model, not a curated record. Gene Ontology annotation, molecular function: G protein-coupled amine receptor activity.
UCGGCGGUCGCGUUUCCAGUUAAACUCUUACCGAAAAGGCGGACGGACGGGUCUCGAAAUCAAUCGUCGGGCUCCGCAGUUUCCACGCGAUUCAAUGCGAUUCGAUUCGGCUCCUGAUUCUGGAUUCCUGACAGCCUCCGCAGAAUUCAAAUAUUCCAAUAAUUCAAAACCAUUCAGAAGCCCAAAUAAGUAAAUACAAGUGGUAAAAUAUCCUCCGCAAUUAUUCACAAAUAGAGCACAGAAUCCGAAAUGGAAAUAGUCGAAACCCCCAGAAAUCAAAAUAAAUAAAUAAGUGAAAAUAUAUUUUCAGGAAUUACUCGUAUGAAAAUACCCGCAUAAAAAAUACGCAAAAAUUGAAUCUGUUUUUGUGCUACUUGAAAUCAAUGAAAAAUUCAAUGCUAUUAGUGUGUGCAAAACAAAAAUAAAUGCCGUGUGUGAAUGGAAAAGUGCUCGAGAGUAAAUAGGCCGAAAGUCGAAACAAAGAAUAUAUCUUGGACAAACUGGUGCAGUAUUUGCCUCUCGGAUAUUUUCCAACGCCAGUGCUAUUUUUAGAGUAAUUUGUGCGACACUUGCCACCUGUUCGACGACUUUUGGAAGACACACAACUUAUGCAAACGACUCCGAGAAGAAAGCGGAUCCGAUUCACCGAGGAAAGUGAGAGUGCGGCAGUCGUUGACCCAUUAAACGCGCUGAAGACGUCCGCUGAGCUGUAAGACGUAGAAAGAGACGGGUAGAGACGCAGCGAAAGAGACAGCAGAUAGCCCUGGCGACAAUCACAGAGUCCACGAAAACGACUGCAGAGAUUUAUUAAGAGAGAUACCCGCGUACAAGGCAUAAAAGUCAAUGACCACAUCAACUGGCGACCGCAGGCAGCGAUUUUAUUAAGCAUACGCCCCCACAUAAAUUAGUAAUCAAGCCACGCGGCCCCCGGCGAAACUAAUAAGAGGGCUUUAUUUUUAUUGAAAUUAUGAUUAAUGAUGUGGGCUGCGUACGCCGUCGCGGUGCGGUGGCGUAUACGCAAUGAUGCUGAGGCCCGAAGAGGUGACAAUGCUGGGCAGCAGGUCGGCACUGGGUUGCUCAUACGCCGCGUUAGCCCGCUCCCGGGCCCACCACCAUUGAAAGACUGCCGAUGGCCGUGUCUGGACAGGAUUGGCGGCGCCAUCAGAGCCACCGCCCGCAGAGGAGCCACAGGAACCACCCGAACCACCACCAGAAACUGAUCUCCACCGCCACGCUGACGCUGUUCGUGCUCUUCCUGAGCAGCUGGAUAGCCUAUGCGGCGGGCAAGGCCACCGUUCCCGCUCCCGCUCCGCUCGUGGAAGGCGCGACGGAGUCGUCCUUGUCGUCCUCGUCCUCGUCCUCGUCCCUGCAGGACUUCAACAGCAGCAGCGCCUUCCUGGGGGCCAUAGCCUCCGCCUCCGCCUCGGCAUCGGGAUCCUUCGGGCUCUCCUCGAUGAACAGCAGUCCCAUUGCCAUAGUCUCCUACCAGGGAAUCACGAGCACAAAUCUGGGGGACAGCAACACCACCUUGGUGCCCCUUUCAGACACUCCCUUGCUGAUAGAGGAGUUCGCAGCCGGGGAGUUCGUGUUGCCCCCCCUGACUUCCAUAUUCGUGAGCAUUGUCCUGCUGAUCGUGAUCCUGGGCACUGUGGUGGGCAAUGUCCUGGUCUGCAUAGCCGUCUGCAUGGUGAGGAAGCUGCGGAGGCCCUGCAACUACCUGCUGGUGUCCCUGGCCCUCUCCGAUCUCUGCGUGGCCCUGCUGGUGAUGCCCAUGGCCCUGCUCUACGAGGUGCUGGAGAAGUGGAACUUUGGCCCGCUGCUCUGCGACAUCUGGGUGUCCUUCGACGUGCUCUGCUGCACUGCGUCGAUCCUGAACCUGUGUGCCAUCUCCGUGGACCGAUACCUGGCCAUCACGAAGCCCCUGGAGUACGGGGUCAAGCGGACCCCGCGGCGAAUGAUGCUGUGCGUGGGGAUCGUGUGGCUGGCCGCCGCCUGCAUCUCACUGCCCCCGCUGCUGAUCCUGGGCAACGAGCACGAGGACGAGGAGGGCCAACCCAUCUGCACGGUGUGCCAGAACUUCGCAUAUCAGAUCUACGCCACCCUGGGCUCCUUCUACAUCCCGCUCUCGGUGAUGCUGUUCGUCUACUACCAGAUCUUCAGGGCGGCGAGGAGGAUUGUGCUGGAGGAGAAGCGGGCCCAGACGCACCUGCAGCAGGCCCUGAACGGCACAGGCUCGCCGUCGGCCCCGCAGGCGCCCACUCUGGGCCACACGGAGUUGGCCAGCUCGGGCAAUGGCCAGCGGCACAGCAGCGUGGGCAACACCUCGUUGACCUACUCCACCUGCGGUGGCCUGAGCAGCGGCGGAGGAGCCCUCGCAGGACAUGGCAGUGGUGGCGGGGUGAGCGGCUCCACCGGACUGCUGGGCUCGCCGCACCACAAGAAGCUGCGGUUUCAGCUGGCCAAGGAGAAGAAGGCCUCCACCACCCUGGGCAUCAUCAUGUCCGCCUUCACCGUCUGCUGGCUGCCCUUCUUCAUCCUGGCCCUCAUUCGCCCCUUCGAGACGAUGCACGUGCCCGCGUCGCUCUCGUCCCUGUUCCUCUGGCUGGGCUACGCCAACUCCCUGCUGAACCCCAUCAUCUACGCCACCCUGAACCGGGACUUCCGCAAGCCCUUCCAGGAGAUCCUCUACUUCCGCUGCUCCAGCCUGAACACCAUGAUGCGGGAGAACUACUACCAGGACCAGUACGGCGAGCCCCCCUCGCAGCGGGUGAUGCUGGGCGACGAGCGGCACGGGGCCAGGGAGAGCUUUCUCUAGGGGACUUCCCAGGGGACUUCCAGCAGGAUCACAGGCCACCUAUCUGAGCUGCUCGAGGGUUCUUCUCUAGGUUUCCGGACGAAGACGACUCCUCUGCUCGACACACUCACCCACUUAAGUAUACACACUGGGGUGCAGAAUCUAUAUAAAUUAGGAAGUGUAAAGUUCUAAGGGGGAAAGGUAGUUUUUGGACUGUUUAAGGUAGGUUAACCUUGGGCUCUUAAAGAAGAUUAUUGAAUUGUUGGAAAUAGUUCUGCCAGAAAGCAUAAUGCAUUGAGUAUUAUAAAUAAUAUUAAAAUAUAUUAUUUUAGAAAUGUAAAAGAUCUUCAAAAAUACUUACAACUUGAAAUUAUUUAAAUACUUUCUCAUCAAAUUGAGUUCCAUGAUGUCUUUGUAAACCCAUUGGCCCAAUAAGUAACAUUGAAAGCUGUCCAAAAACUAAGUUCCACCCUAUGUGACCACCCCAGUACACACACAUGGAUAUUUGUAUGUAGUAGUGUUAGUAGUGCGUAUCUCUGUAUAUGUGCACCGCCCCAAAAUUCGCAUUAUACAUGAGUAUUUCAAGUGCGAACUGUAGACGACUCCUCUAAAUGUAACUUGUUGUUGUAAUUUUAAAUGUAGAACUAAGCAAUACCACACACAAACACACUCACACACACACACGGUUGUAACCGUGACAGGUUUCUACGGUUCCUUUUAUGUUUCGAAAACAAUCAGCACCGGAUAUGAGACACAAUCGUUAUCGAAUCUAUUGGUACCUCCCCUGAAAACAAAACCCGAAAUCCCCCAAGUCCCAUCCUGAAAUUUGCCAGCGUAGUUAGUUAAUUUGCGAUACUCAAACUGAGCCAAAAAUUAAAUUUACAAACUGCGGAAUGCAGCCAAAAGUUAAGCCUACUGAUUAACCUAGAUAUACUUAUGUUUUGUGCAAGAAGCUAUCCACUGUAAAUACCCAGCCAUCCGCGGCUCUGUCUAUAACAUAUAUAUAAAUAUAUAGAGAAAGUAGCCUAUAUGUAUACACUACGCUCAAGUGAGAAGAACUAAAUUGUAUUUUGUAACUUUCUGCAUUAGUCUUUCGUUGUAUUUUGUAUGAAAAGUCACGCCUCUCUGUGAUACCAAACAUUAAGCAUUACUUUUAUGUUUAGAUCGAAGCUGCAUCAAACGUACUACACACAUACCUAUACAUAUAGCUAUAGUCAACUAAGUGUGCAUGUUUUUAUUGUAUAUGUAUGUAGCACUGCGAGAAGUGCAUUAUGAUAUUCGCAACAAACCAACAAACAAAACAAACAAAAUCAACCCACGAAAACGAUUGAAACUGAGCUAUUCGUAACUUGAUGAGAUAAACUAUCAACUAUUUACAUAACCCACACGCAUACACCCCCACACACACACCCAUGAAAUUAAAUGAAAUUGAAAAUUGAAAACGGAAGAUGGUUAAUGAAAAUGAAAAUGAAAAACAAACAAGGGCAAACGAGCAUGACAAAACUAAGCGCAGCUAAUUAUACGCAAACCGAACUAAAGUUCAUUACAAAAACAAACAUCAAAUAUUAUAAUUAAAAACAAAAAACAAAGUAAUUGAGGAUAACAAACAAAGAAAAACUAAAACACUUUCCGAGUGAAGCUUACAAAACUGCAAAACUGCAUUUGAAAACUGUUUUCCCGAAAAAAGCGUGCGGAAAUUAUGGCAUCAAAUAAAAGGCAAACCGUAUCAAUGUAA